This is a messenger RNA of Thalassophryne amazonica, 2686 nucleotides long. It is a transcript of the gene shha, whose product is annotated as sonic hedgehog signaling molecule a. The record is from RefSeq and is a predicted model, not a curated record. Bases 412 to 1650 code for a protein of 412 amino acids. Lineage: Eukaryota; Metazoa; Chordata; Actinopteri; Batrachoidiformes; Batrachoididae. Gene Ontology annotation, molecular function: calcium ion binding; patched binding. The transcript is spliced from 3 exons. Gene Ontology annotation, biological process: cell fate specification; intein-mediated protein splicing; smoothened signaling pathway.
GUUUUCCCAUGGAACAGCCCCUCCUCCCUGCGAGAACCAGGCUUACCCUCAGGUGCAAGAAAUCUUUUAAGAUUUUUUUUUUUUUUCUGGGUUUGUCUAAGCGAGCCAAUGAAGUCCCUCCCCUAUAGAUCAGUGUUAUAAUACAAAGCAGUAAAAGCGCUUGGCUCACACAAGCGGCUGCAGCUCGACCAGAGAUCCCAUGUCUUUUAAUUCCCUCACUACUUUUUUUUAAACCUUCCUUCGAUGUGCCCCGUUAUUACCAUCUUUCCGAGGCGCUCAUUUCCGCACCUGCCGCGGCUCAGACACCAGGCGACGGCUGCGUAGAGGAGGAGACAAGGAAAUAAACGAGAGGCAGACGGCAGAGAGACAGCAGCAGCCCCGCGUUUGACAUCUUAAAGGACAUAAAAAAAAAUGCUGCUCUGGACCAGAAUCGCGCUGCUGGCUCUCAUCUGCUUCUCCUUGCUGUCCUCCGGGAUGGGAUGCGGACCGGGCAGGGGCUACGGCAGGAGAAGACACCCGAAGAAGCUGACACCUCUUGCGUACAAGCAGUUUAUCCCCAACGUGGCGGAGAAGACCCUCGGGGCGAGCGGCAGAUACGAAGGCAAGAUCACGAGAAACUCCGAGCGAUUUAAAGAGCUGACUCCAAAUUACAACACAGACAUCAUAUUCAAGGAUGAGGAGAACACCGGCGCCGACAGGCUCAUGACCCAGAGAUGUAAAGACAAGCUGAACUCUCUGGCUAUCUCGGUGAUGAACCAGUGGCCCGGAGUCAAGCUGCGGGUCACCGAGGGCUGGGACGAGGAUGGGCACCACCUGGAGGAGUCGCUGCACUACGAGGGCAGGGCCGUGGACAUCACCACCUCUGACAGAGACAAGAGCAAAUACGGCACGUUGUCCAGGCUUGCAGUAGAAGCCGGAUUCGACUGGGUCUACUAUGAAUCCAAAGCCCACAUCCACUGCUCUGUCAAAGCAGAAAAUUCAGUGGCGGCAAAAUCCGGCGGCUGCUUUCCCGGAUCCUCCUCCGUCACCCUGCAGGAUGGGAGCAGGAAGGAGGUGAGAGACCUCCGAGCGGGAGACAAAGUCCUGGCGGUGGACGACGACGGGAACCCGGUUUACACCGACUUCAUCAUGUUCAUAGACCGCGAACCGAACGCCAGGAGGAUCUUCUACGUGAUUGAAACCGACUCUGGCCACAAACUCACCCUGACCGCCGCGCACCUCCUCUUCGUCUCCCGCAACUCCACGGAGCGGCGCCUGUCCGCCGUGUUCGCCAGCGCCGUGCGCCCCGGCCACGAGGUCUUCGUGUUCGACGAGCGGCGGCGCCGCCUCGAACCUAAAACCGUAAAACGGAUUUACACGCAGGCGCACGAGGGCUCCUUUGCGCCGGUGACCGCGCAGGGGACCGUGGUGGUGGAUCAGGUCCUCGCGUCCUGUUACGCAGCAAUCCAAGACCACCGCCUGGCGCACUGGGCGCUGGCACCCGUCAGGCUCGCUCACUGGGUGUCCUCGUUGCUUUUCCGCUCCCAGCCGGAGGAGCGCGCGCACGAGGAUGGAGUGCACUGGUACCCAAAGGUGCUCUAUCGAUUAGGGACUUGGCUCCUGGACAGCCACUCGAUCCAUCCACUCGGGAUGUCCGUGUACCCGAGUUGAAAGACUUGGGACCAGAAAUGUAGGACACGCGAACUAUUCCGUAGUAAAAAAAUAAAAUAAUAAUAAUAAUGAAAAAACAAAAACAACCAAACAAACACCAGAAAGGCCCCAGCGGAGUUGGGAUAUUUAUUUCAGUGACUUUCCCCCAUUUGACAGAAUGAACGGAGCCUUAAAAAGUUUCUCUUUGAAUAAUUUAUUCUCGUGUGAACUCUGCUGGCGCACAGAUGGAGUCUGAAACAGUGUGACCAGCAAACUGUGUAUAAUCUAUUUUUGUAUAUCCUAAAUGCAAAAACGUUGGAAAAAAUGUUUAAAAAAAAAAAAGGUGCAAAGAAGAGGUAGAAAGGAGCAAACUUUGACAGGCUGUAAUGUUCAUAUAUGCGCGUACACGCGUGCGCAAAGUGACUGUUAUAUUUUGGGGGAGAACAAACUUCACGGGGGUUCCAUAAAUUAUAUUUUUAUACACAGAAUUGUAAAUUAGAUUUUGAACAGAUCGCUACCGAAUCACAUUUCGUUAUUUGAAAUAGUGUAAGAUAUGAGAAUAUAUUUUAAUUUAAAUAGUUGGGAAAAGUAUUGGAAAUCUUGUACUGCUUUAAGAAUUUUAUUCUUUUUUGUUUGUUUGUUUUUCAUUUGUCGGAAAGAGACAGAUAUUCUGCCUCAUCUGCAUUCUGUUUUUUUUUUUUUAAUUUUUUUUUUCUUCAUCUUUCGAUUUUUUUUUCACUUCUGAAAAAAUAUAUCAAAUGCAGAUUCUGACAAUUCAGUAAAAAGUAGUACUGGAACACUUUUCGUUGAAUAAAUUAACUCCUGUAAAUGUACUAAAAAAUGUAUUUUUCUUUUCAUAUUUUGUAAUAGGUAAAUAGUUUUUAUAGAAAUGACCUGCAUUGGAUGCACAGUUUGGAUAGUAUAUUAUAGCCAAGAACAAACCAGUUAACUUUCAUAACAGGGCAAAAAAAAAAAAAAAAAAAAAUGUGUCAAAAUGUCUAGAGUUUAUUAUUUAUAUGUUUAUUACAAAACGACAUAAAGAAAAUCUGAAAACUUU